Phytophthora sojae is the source of this 195-nucleotide messenger RNA. RefSeq lists its product as hypothetical. The transcript has a single exon. The record is from RefSeq and is a predicted model, not a curated record. The annotation marks the transcript as partial. NCBI's taxonomy places the organism in Eukaryota, Oomycota, Peronosporomycetes, Peronosporales, Peronosporaceae.
AUGAAGAAGAUGGUUCGGAUGAACAUGGCGGAGGGCAUGGAGACACUUACACUGGCGGACUUCAAAGGGCAGUUUCGCUGCAUAGCUUGUCAGCGCGCUAAGCAGAAGCGGAUGUCCUACAAGCGCCGAGAAGGAAAACGACAGAAGGAGUGCUAUGCACGCCUAAUGUCGGACGUGUGUCAUGUGGGAGAGCUC